AAAAAAAAAAACUGGUUUGUCCCCCAUGUGCAUUCAUUAUUGCUGGUGGCAGUCGAUAUAUGCGUUAGAUACAGUGCGCAAUCCCUCCAACGUAACUGGGCGUAAAUGAAAUGUUGGGAGGCUCUCCCUCAAUACCUUAAUACUCACACAUAAUAAAUGACCACAUUUACCAUCUCUCACUUAUCAUCGCACUCAUCAUUAAAGGUUUCCCUGUAAAUCCAUCUGUUGCAGCCUCAUACCCUAGGUAACCCUCCUAUUGAGGUAUUUCCUACCUAGUAAUUAUCUCACCAUGACUACCCCAACUUUCACCAAUAUCGAGAAGCGGGCGGGUGUGCUGGAUUUCUUGCGCCGCCAAUUAUUCGAAGAACCGACUUUACCACAUGAUGUCGACCUCACAGGGAAAACAGUAGUUGUAACUGGAUCAAAUACCGGCAUCGGCUUCGAAUGUGCCCGUCAGUUACUGGACUUGGGAACGAGCAAGCUUAUUAUGGCAGUACGCAAUGAAUCCAAGGGACAAGCAGCAAGAUCGGCUUUACUGUCGAGCCAUUCUUCUCUCCCGGAAAAUAGCAUCGAAGUAUGGCAACUAGAUCUCCAUUCAUACGAUAGCAUCACCGCAUUUGUAGAACGUACAAAGGAUCUCGAACGCCUAGACAUUGUCAUUUUAAAUGCUGGCAUAUCGAAGCAGUUCUUCGACCUCACCCCAUCAACAGGCCACGAGGAAACCAUCCAGGUCAAUGUUAUAUCGACCGCUCUGCUCGCUAUCAACCUCCUUCCUCUACUGAAGCUUAAGAACCCCCCAGGCCAACCUGGUUGCUUAGUUAUAGUAUCAUCAGAUGUAGCGUCUUGGGCUAAGUUCAAAGAGAGAAACUCUACGCCGCUCUUGGCUGCGCUUGACAAGCGCGAGGCAUUCAGCAAAAUAGAUCGUUAUCCCACCUCUAAGCUUCUUGCUCAGUUAUUUGUGACCGAGCUGACGAGACGAGUCCCCUCUUCUGUUGCUGUGGUCACGCUUCCUAAUCCAGGUUGGUGCUAUAAUACGGGCCUCGGACAUGUCUCGGGUGGCACCAUCGGAGAGAGGAUUGUGGCCAUCCCCAGGCGGAUCUUAGGGCGCCGCCCUUCGGUUGGAGCUCGAGCAGUUACCGACGCAGCCGUUCAUUAUGGGGUCGAGGCGCACGGCCAGUAUAGUGAAGACUGUAAAUUACAGCCCAAAGCCCCUAUUUUCUACAAGCCUGAAGGCGAUAAGCUUUCCAAGACACUUUGGGACGAGGUUAUGGCGGAGCUGUCAUUCGCAAAGGUGAGAGAUAUCAUUCAAGAACUUGAAAAAGGGAACUAGUUAUAGUGCCUGUAGUAUCAUUUUGAGCCUUUCAUUGCUGAUCGAGAACUAUGGAACUUCUAUGUAUCUACUACAAUUUUGUGUCGGUAGCCAAUACCUAAUCGCCCAGUUUGUUGCUUUAGGUCGAAUAGGCGUUUAGUAGUAUGCGUCAACUUUCCACUAGAUACAAGUUGUUGUAGAACAAUAAUAAGAGUUGCUCAUUGUGAACUUGAAAUGGUGUCGACUCCUAAGGACAGAAAUAUCACAACUUUUUCAUAUCUUACUACCUAGCGCAAAAGCAGACUACUGUCAAACAACAUGACCCCGCGGAGCGGGGGUCAUGUUGAGACAUCCUUUAGCACCUUGCCUUAGGUAGGUAAGGUAGGUACUUACAUGGCCCCAUGGUUUCAUGGAGAGAGGUGAGGAAUAUCUUAAAGUAAUGUGCUACUCUAGGUACCUGACCUUAGGUAGGAGGUAGGUAGGUAGGUACCUUAGGUACGCAACUUUCAGACAUAUCUUCCUAAAUGUUAAACA
Daldinia caldariorum is the source of this 1843-nucleotide messenger RNA. Its product is annotated as retinol dehydrogenase 12. Lineage: Eukaryota; Fungi; Ascomycota; Sordariomycetes; Xylariales; Hypoxylaceae. The record is from RefSeq and is a predicted model, not a curated record. Bases 290 to 1330 code for a protein of 346 amino acids. The transcript is spliced from 2 exons.